This is a messenger RNA of Dujonia railenensis, 2628 nucleotides long. The record is from the annotation of a GenBank genome assembly. Lineage: Eukaryota; Fungi; Ascomycota; Pichiomycetes; Serinales; Debaryomycetaceae.
AUGAACUCGCUAGAUAGUAAGGUCACUCAAUACUUGUAUGCGAUAAAUAAACUUCAGUUAUUCAUCAGUUCCUUGAAAAGACUCUCCAGUCGAGAAAACAUCAAGGACCUCCCAUUGUGUCAAUAUCUUGUGUUGUUGACGGGGAAUGUGUUCUCAAUCAAUGAGUCUCUUUUCAACCCUAGGUUAGACAUCAUAUCCCAGUUCAAAUUGUUCAAGAACACCCCAAUAACGAUUUCUUCCACAGUCACUCAUGUGCCCUAUGAUACCCAGGAUUUACAAAUCACAUCAUUGGCAGAAUUGCCCACCGCAGAGAGAGCUAAUAAGGUGUUGAAGUUGUUGGAGUCCCUCUGCUUCAACUGUUUACAGGCGUACCAGAAAAGAUUACAGCAGGCUAAAAUUGAAAGAAGGCCUUCGGACCCGGAAUUUUUCUCCAAGUUGGAAGACAUCAUCAAGAACGAUAUCUUUGACGAAAAGUUGGACUUGGAUUUAGAUCUCACAGACUCAAAGGUGUUGCUUAACUUGCCGCUGAACCCGAAUUUGCUCAACAACGAGGAUUUCAUUGAGGCUACAUUGGUUGACAUGGACAUUAGAAUGUUGUUUGCGGUUAACUCAAGCAUACAAGCGACCGUUGAGAAAUUAAAAGUACAGAUUUCUAAGUAUUUACUUAUCAAAAAACUGGCCCUGCCUGAAAAAUAUUUGGCAUCUAUAGCAGACGACCAGGAUGGCGCCGGUGAAUCGUUCACCAUGCACAGAUUGUGUGCACUUGCCAUCAGAUUGAAUGAGCUCUACAUAAUCUUCAGGAAAAUUGGCCGGAAAGUGUAUUUUUCCAACUAUGACCAUUUAUAUGACUCUAAGUUCCUUUUCCAAUCCAAGAACCAAAACUACUUCAAAAUGCAUUUAUUGAAAGAUAUGGAUGAUGUUUUCAAUACUACUAGAAAAAAUGGAACUUUGAUAGCAACCUUAACUAGAUUCUUCAGACAAGGUGCACAGUACGAAUCUAAUGUUAAGAAUGUAAACGACUUUGUGAAUUUCAUCAACCAGGGGCAAAUGAUGCUCAGUGGAUGCUUGAACAAAGUCGAUGAGUUCAGUCUUAACUGGUUGACUAGUGAAUUGCGAUUCAGAAAAGUUUACGGAUUGCCAAAGAAGAUUUUGACAGACUUAUAUACGCAGCAGACCCAAGCAGAACAUGAAGGUAGUACUCUGGGAGUCAAAAGUAGAGGAACACCAAACGGCAAGACCACUUAUAUAAACGGUAGUGAUUUUGACAUUAAUACGGACUUGAAUAACUUCAAGAUCUCGUCGUCUAGGUCAUCUUCCAUUACCAGUCAGACUUCAAUUCCAUCUAGUAUUACUACACCAUCCAAGCCUCUUGUUAGAAGAACUUCCGUUAAUAGAAACUCAAUGAUUGUAUCUCCGAGCCCAACUUCUAAAAAUCAGACCAAUGGAGUAUCAGUGGGUACUUCUGACUCACCUAUCAGAAAUGGCAACUAUGCAUCACCAAGCAGACCUCAAUCGAUGAUCUUCAUGAACACCAAUUCUUCAUUAUCGUCACUUCCGCUGCAAAAGCCAUCUUUACAACAAAGAUUAAUAGCAGAAGGCAGCAAUCCUUCCAUCACUGUCACUUCUGAUAGUACGCCAACGAUGGCCGGCCGUCGUAGAUCUAAUUCCCAACCCAUUAAACCACUGGAAAACUUGUUAGCAUCAACAUCUACUUCAUCAAAUUCCGCUUCGGCGGCUGCUUCGGGGGCUGCCUCUGCCCUUAGAAACAAUCUAGCCAGGUCACCUUCUGGAUCCAUAAAGAGGAAUGGUUCUGUUUCUAGAUCCUCACCGGUUCCAAAACAAUUGAUUUCUGUGGAAGAGGAAAUAGUGCAACAGGGGCCACCACAAUUGACUGCCAACCAAAGAUUGCAGCAACAUUUGAAACAAGCGGCUAAACAAGGGUCAUUGAUGACACAACAGAAGGAAACUUUCUCCUCUGUGGUUUUCGAUCCAAACAGCCCUUCAUCUAUUAAUUUAAGACCUCAUCCAAAGCCACAAGUGACUGAGAAGAACUCUCCUCCGCCACAAUCAGCUCAAUCUGCUCCUGCUUCGCAACUUCAGGCUUCAGUCAAGACAACUCCACAGCAAGGGUUGGCACCUCCUUCAGCACCUGUCCCUAAAACUAGAGAUCAGGUUACAAGGCUAAAUACUAGAAGAAACAGUGUCAACCAACCCAUUCCUGCACCAACCUUGGGACCCUCUGCAUCAUCUACCUCGUCUAUGUCAACUUUAUCCGAUGCUGCCUCGAAUACGGUAGUUAGCAACAAUAAUUUGUCAAACGAAACCGAAACCUUCAAGAAAGUUAGAUUUACAGGGGUUCCUGACUAUAAUGAAGCUGAGGACGCUCCUACUUCAUAUUCCAGUCGUAUAUUGAAGAAUUUCGCAGCUUUCAAGUCCCCAAUCCCCUCCUCCAAACCCACUUUCAAGCGGAAAGAUCAAAUGUUGAAGAAAGAAGAAAGUAUUAGCUUCAAGUCCCAAUUGCAUAGUCCAAUUCCCCCAGAAAAUGUCACUGGGUUCCAAAUUCCACCUGCCAAUGCAAACCCAAUCUCAGGCACCCGUCUUUCCAAACUCAAGAAUAAGAUAAUAUAA